AUGAUGAAAUUUUCUUUUCUUUGGGGCAAGGAGCUUCUCCUAGACUUCUAUACAAGUUCAGCCAAGUGUAAGCUAGACCAGAUUAUCAUCUUCAGGGACGGUGUGAGUGAGUCACAGUUCAACCAGGUGUUGAACAUUGAACUGGACCAAAUUAUCGAGGCCUGCAUAUUCCUUGAUGAGAAGUUGAACCCAAAGUUUCUAGUGAUAAUUGCUCAGAAGAAUCACCACACCAAGUUUUUCCAGCAAGGAUCUCCAGACAAUGUCCAGCCUGGAACUGUGAUCGAUAACAAGGUCUAUCAUCCUCGCAACAAUGACUUCUACAUGUGCGCAAAGGAACUCCUAAAAGUAUUGGGACAUAACACAGCAGACAGAGUUUUGUUAGAUGCUCCUUAUAGUGGUAUUGGGGUUAUAUCUAAAGAUGAAUCUAUCAAAACCUCUAAAACUGUUGUUGAUGUACAAAACUUCUCACGUCUACAAAAGGAUGAAGAUGUUAUAGACUAUGCACCAAAGAAGAGGGAUGUAAAACUUGUGCCAUGUGGACUAGACUUUGGACGCCCAAGGUUUGUUCGAAUUAGAGAACGUAGAUUUCAUCGAUCUUUGAAAAAUACAAGACGUUUCUACCCUCAUGUCCUUAACAUGCAUGGAUGGUUGAAGAAAAUGAGUAAUUCAAAGGGAGUUUCGGCAGCAUCUGAAGUAGAACAAGAGGAGGAGGUGGAAGAAGAAGUUUCUGAGAUGGAAGAAGUAGAAAUUCCUCCUCAACAACAAAAGCAAGAGUCAAAUGUUCUUAAAAGGAAGUUCCAAGAUAAGCCUGCCACCUUUGAGAAUAGGAAGAAGUAUAAACCUCCUGCUAGAGAACAUCUCAAAAGCCAGGGAAGAGAAGAGAGAAGCUCUUACAGAAGCAAAGAAGAAAGCAAAAUCCUCAUUCUCAAGCAAGAAAGGCUUGACGGAUGCAUCUUUAUCAAAGGAGACAAUCGAAAACACCAAUUAAGGGGCAUUGGGCAUGGCAUUGCAGCUGCAAGAAUGGAUGCAAAGUUAAACAAUGCAGGGUGGAUUAGUGAACAAAUGGGUGGUGUUAGGUUGGAUUACAUUUGGUGGUGGGAGCUCUGGAAACAAGAUGCCAACUCUAGAGGAAUAUGGUACCACUUUGACAAAGCUAUCAGAAGAGGUGCUUCUAUCAAUGUAUUAACAACAGUGGUUUUGAAGUUUUUGAUGGAAAAGAAUAGUGUUAGUGCUCUUCAUAGAAAAGUAUGUUGUUAUUUUAGGAAAUUUGGCUAA
Lactuca saligna is the source of this 1275-nucleotide messenger RNA. The record is from the annotation of a GenBank genome assembly. Lineage: Eukaryota; Viridiplantae; Streptophyta; Magnoliopsida; Asterales; Asteraceae.